Chiroxiphia lanceolata (lance-tailed manakin) is the source of this 1217-nucleotide messenger RNA. It is a transcript of the gene TRAPPC6B, whose product is annotated as trafficking protein particle complex 6B. Lineage: Eukaryota; Metazoa; Chordata; Aves; Passeriformes; Pipridae. Gene Ontology annotation, cellular component: trans-Golgi network; cis-Golgi network; TRAPP complex. Gene Ontology annotation, biological process: regulation of GTPase activity; endoplasmic reticulum to Golgi vesicle-mediated transport. The transcript is spliced from 6 exons. The coding region runs from base 590 to 1066 and encodes 158 amino acids. The record is from RefSeq and is a predicted model, not a curated record.
UCUCUCAAUGGGGCUGACCAGCCGGCACGCGCGCGGCUCGGGCGGGGGCCAAUCAUCGCUGCUCUAUCAAAGGCCGCCGUGCGCGGAGAGCCAAUAGGCGGGGCCGUUUCUGAGGCCUGGCUGAGGCUGAGGUCGCGCCUGCCCUCAGCUCCCGCCCGCGGGAGAGGCCCGGCCCGACCCGCGCUGGGGAAACUCCGAACUGGGCGUUAUUCCUGGCGCCCGAGGCGGCGGCCAGGCUAUAAACCGCGCUGUUCCCCGGCAGCAGCCGGCGCCGCUGCCGGUUCUCCGCGGCGGGCAGACGAAGGCACGGGCGCUGUCCCGGGGGCAGUGAUACACGCCCGCCCCGCCCGCUGUCAGCAGUAGGGCGGGCGGGAAAAGCUCCGCAGGAGGAGGCGCGUUUACCUCCGGUCCUGUGCCUAGCGCUGCCCGAGCCCGCGGGCUCUGCAGACCCAUAACGCGAGAGCCCCGUUCCCAGCGCUUCCCCGGCGGGAAGAACCAGCUCGGCCGCGCUGUUCGGCCGCCCCGCCUCGCCCGGGAGCUCCCGCGGUGUCCGGGCCCGCCCGAAAGGGGCGGAGGUCCCGCACCGGCGAUGGCGGACGAGGCGCUGUUCCUGCUGCUGCACAGCGAGAUGGUGGCGGGGCUGUACCGCGCCGCCGAGCAGGGCGAAGGGGAGAAUGGGCGCUGCACCACCAAGCUGGAGAGCAUGGGCUUCCGCGUCGGACAGGGGCUCAUCGAGAGGUUUACAAAAGAUACUGCCAGGUUCAAGGAUGAAUUAGAUAUUAUGAAGUUCAUUUGCAAAGAUUUUUGGACAACUGUAUUCAAAAAACAAAUAGAUAACCUAAGGACUAAUCAUCAGGGUAUUUAUGUCCUCCAAGACAAUAAAUUUCGUCUCUUGACACAAAUGUCUGCAGGAAAGCAGUAUUUAGAACAUGCACCGAAGUAUUUAGCUUUUACCUGUGGACUAAUCAGAGGAGGCCUAUCGAAUUUGGGAAUAAAGAGCAUUGUAACAGCUGAAGUUUCAUCAAUGCCUGCAUGUAAAUUUCAGGUGAUGAUACAGAAGAUGUAGAGCACAUUCAAAUCUGGGUAUCUACCUUAAAAAUCCUUUGUGUAUGGAUUCAGUAUCUUGGCUCAGUCUUGUAUAUAACUUGUAAAUUAUAGCAGUAUGCAGCACAAUUCCAAAAUAUGUAAUAAAUAUUCAAUGAAAUAACUUAACACUA